CGGCAGUGAAGGCGUCUGUUUUUAUACGGAAUAACCCUUUAAGAAGCUCUGAGGCUGACAGGGUGACGGAGCGCUCUGGUGGAUUUCAGGCAGGAAACGGUUGCAGCAGUCAGAGACGGCUGGUUUGAAGAAACCACGUGAUGAAGCGAACUUCCUCUUCCAGUCCAGUCUUCAGUUUGACUGAUCAGCGGCGCAGAGAUGGCGGGUACGAGGUAAGGUCACAUCUGAUGGUGGGUGUCUGUCUGCAUCUCCUCUGACCUGCAGGUCUGAGGAUGGAGGAGACCCUGAAAUAAGAUCUUUGAUAUUUGGAGCCUCAGAGAUCAGGCCGAGGUUCUCCUGCAGCGAGGAGCUGAUUUCAGGCUCUUUGACGGAAGUGAAGCUGCUCUGAGGACGCUGCUGCGUAUUUCCUGUGACUGAAGCGUCGCGGGUUUGAGAUCCGUGAUGGCAGCUGAGAAAUGUGGUUUUUAUCUCAGUGUCUGCAGAGGCUGAGAGCAGCAGCUCCUCUGUUCCUCCUCUUCACUGAGAAGAAACUCAGUUUGAUGAUUUUUUGUGUUUCUGUGUUUUUGUGUUUCUGUGUUCAGCACUCUGAGACGGCUCGGUUGUUUUUAAAGUUCUUGAUAAAUCUAAAGUUGAACCUCCUUCGUAUCUUCAGCAGGUCCACUGAGGAGCCGUCUGAACAUGUCCGCUCUGUAAAUCAACCGGACCUGGUUCUGGUUCUGGGUUUGUCAGUUUUAAAUCUCCAUCCUGUGAUUUUGGUCUGCAGCUGUGACACCCCCCCCCCUGUUGUUGACUGACAGAGGGAUGAAUUGUGUAACCGCAGUGAAGCAAUCAGAAACAGGAACCUUAAAGACCGAGUCUGACGGUUUCAGCAGAGACCGGCUCCUUCACGGCUCACAGGAUCAGGUCCUGGGUGGUUCAGGUCCAGAGAGUCCAAAACAAAACAGAUGUAAAUGGUUUUGUUUCAGUCAGGGGGGCGGUCUGGAUUUAUUCAGGUCUUUAUUUCUGAGCCUCAUCAGAGCCGACGGUUAGUGGACCCGGAAACAGGGGGGGGGGGGGGCGCUGAGAUCGUCACGGCGGCGAGAGAGAGCGAGCUUUAACAUCGCUCUGAGAGACAAAAAACAGUCAGCUGAUUAAAGGUUAUUGAUUAUGUCCUGAUACUGUGAGGGCAUCACUGCAGCUGCAUGAAUGAAUGACAGCUCUGACCCACCAAUGAGAGGCUGCCAAUCAUCCGCUGUGGGCGGGACAUCAAACUCUGAACUGAGAGGAUGAAACAAACGGACCUUCAAAGAUCUUUAAAAACCGUCUCUGCAGGUUCUGAUCCGUUCAGACUGUCUGUUUGACUUUAGUUCAGGACCUUCUGACCUUCUGAUCUUUUACUCCAGAACUCUUAUUCUGAUGUUUGAGGAACACCUGUGCUCUGAGGUUCAUGACCUCUGGAUAUUUAGCUGUUUAAAUGUUAACCUUCCUGUUUGAGGAGACUUCAGCCUCGCUUUGUUGACUCUGUCCGUCCUUCUGUCCCGGUCACCUGUCUCUCAGCCCGAGGGGUUAACUCAGGAGCAGGAAGGUCAGACUCACCUGAACAAACGUAGGAACUAGGGAGGGUGUGGUCUAUCCUCAGGGUCUAUCCUCAGGGUCUAUCCUCAGGGUCUAUCUGGUUCUGAAAACCAGAGCAGACAGAGUUCGGGUUAAAAUGGAUCAGUUCACAGUUUCUCUUCUGCAGAGCCUCACCCUCAAUCAGAGACAUUCAGCGAAACAGGAAAACUCGUUUCUUAAUUAUAUUUAUUUAAUAUUUAUUUAUUAUUUAUAUUCUUAUUGAUAUUCUUAUUUGAUGACGACGAUCAUGAUAGUGAUGAUGAAAUUAGUGAUAAUAAUAAUGAUAACAGUCGUGGUGAUGGAGCCUUCGAUUUUGAUGGUAAUGGUGAUGAUGAUGAAGAUGAGGAUGAUGAUGAUGAUGAUGAUGAUGUCCUAUCAGAGUUAAUCUUCUGUCUGUCCUCUUACUGAGCUGUUGUCCCCUGAUACAGUGGAGGGACAUGACAUCUUCACUCUCUUUAGAACAGUUUAGAACUCUUAAGAACUCUUUAGAACUCUUUAGAACAGUCAGAACUCUUUAGAACUCUUUAAAACAGUCAGAACUCUAUAGAACUCUUUAAAACAGUCAGAACUCUAUAGAACUCUUUUAAACUGUCAGAACUCUUUAGAACUCUUUUAAACAGUUGGAACUCUUUCGAACUCUUUUAAACAGUUAGAAUUCUUUAGAACUCUUUAGAACAGGCAGAACUCUUUAGAACUCUUUAGAACUCUUUUAAACAGUUAGAACUCUUUAGAACAGUCAGAACUCUUUAGAACUCUUUUAAACAGUUAGAUCUCUUUAGAACUCCUUAGAACAGUUAGAACUCUUUAGAACUCUUUUAAACAGUUAGAACUCUUUAGAACUCUUUUAAACAGUCAGAACUCUUUAGAACUCUUUUAAACAGUCAGAACUCUUUAGAACUCUUUAGAACAGUCAGAACUUUUUAGAACUCUUUAGAACUCUUUAGAUCUCUUGAGAACUCUUUAGAACAGUUAGAACUCUUUAGAACUCUUUUAAACAGUUAGAACUCUUUAGAACAGUCAGAACUCUUUUAAACAGUCAGAACUCUUUAGAACUCUUUUAAACAGUUAGAACUCUUUAGAACUCUUUAGAACUCUUUUAAACAGUUAGAACUCUUUAGAACAGUCAGAACUCUUUUAAACAGUCAGAACUCUUUAGAACUCUUUUAAACAGUUAGAACUCUUUAGAACAGUCAGAACUCUUUUAAACAGUCAGAACUCUUUAGAACUCUUUUAAACAGUUAGAACUCUUUAGAACUCUUUAGAACUCUUUUAAACAGUCAGAACUCUUUAGAACUCUUUAGAACUCUUUUAAACAGUCAGAACUCUUUAGAACUCUUUUAAACAGUCAGAACUCUUUAGAACUCUUUUAAACAGUCAGAACUCUAUAGAACUCUUUAGAACUCUUUUAAACAGUUAGAUCUCUUUAGAACUCUUUAGAACUCUUUUAAACAGUCAGAACUCUAUAGAACUCUUUAGAACUCUCCCAGAUGUUUCUUUGACCCUGUCUCUGUCUUUUGAUGAAGACGAUGUUGUCCUUUUUCGUCCUCAGAAUCACCAACAAACAGCUGACUGUGAUUCAGCCUCUUCAGCCUCCAGCAGCUACAGACACUGUGCAGAAACGGGUCAAGAGCUCCCAGAACACCACAGACCGACUCAGUCAGUCCAAGUCCAUGGUCCUGCAGGACGCCGACCUGCCCCAGAAACCAGUACGAACACACAACACAGCAGAGAGACACACUACAGACACACACUAAGGACACACACUACAGACACACACACUACAGACACACACUACAGACACACACUAAAGACACACACACACUACAGACACACACUACAGACACACACUACAGACACAUGCUACAGACACACACACUACAAAGACACACACAGACUACAGACACACACAGACUACAGACUACAGACACACACUACAGAGACACAAAGACUACAGACACACACAGACUACAGACACACACUACAGAGAUACACAGACUACAGACACACAGACUACAGACACACACACUACAGACACAGACUACAGACACACAUCCAGGGACAGAGUUUGUCUGUGAAGUUUGUUGUUUUGAGUGUUUUUGUUAACUGACCUUCCCUGAGAGAGGCUGCCAUCUUUGUUCUGACAUACUGACCAAUCAGAGGCCUUUAACUGUGAUGGACUGACCUGUUAAGGUCCAAUGAGAGGCCAGGGUGGCUCACGGUCCGCUCUAGCACAGAAAUAUAAACAGUAGAUCUGUUUGUAGAUCUGAGUUACUCCUUCAGCUCAUUCUGGUGUCAGUAGAUCUGCGCUCUGCUUCAUUUACUCACGUGAUCAAUUUCAUCUAAAAGUGAAAAUAUGAAUUUAAGACCUGAAACUGCGGACUGGUAACCAUGGUAACCUGCUCCACCUCCAUCACACUCUGGUCUUAAACUCCACCUUCUGUUUCUAGAUCUCUCGGCAUCGCAGGAAUCAGUCUCAACACAAUGUGGCGGUCUCAGGGGGCGGGGCUUCUGUUCUGAAACCGCUGGUAGGUUCAUACAAGCAUGAUCAAUAUCAUAAUAUCGAUCAAUGACAUCAGAGCAAAUUAACUCAAAUGAUUCAGACAAACUAAGAAACAUCGUUUCUUCACCGUGAAAUAAUAAUAAAAAUCAGGAUAAUCAAUCAAAGAUCAGCGAUCAAUUUUAUUUUAAUUUAAUUUAAUUUAAUUUUAAUUAUUUAAACAAAGAAACUCAGUCAGUGAAACUGGAGACGUUUCUACCAGUCAGUGAGAGAAAGAGAGAGAGAGAGAGAGAGAGAGAGAGAGAGAGAGAGGCAACAACUAGAUUAAAGUGUGUGUGUGUGUGUGUGCUUGUGUGUGUGUGUGUGUGUAUUACCAGGUGCAGCUGAAAGGUGAACACCUGAACGUGGCGAAGAUCUCUGAGGGCGGGAAGAAGCAGAAGAAGAACUGGACUCAGAUGUGGAGCGUGUUGACCUCCGACCAGCUGCUGCUGUAUAAAGAGAAACAGGCGGAAAGCAGUCAGGUAACAGAAACAGUCAGGUAACAAAAGCAGUCAGUUUACAAAAACAGUCAGGUAAAAAAAACAGUCAGGUAACAGAAACAGUCAGGUAACAGAAACAGUCAGUUUACAAAAACAGUCAGGUAACAGAAACAGUCAGGUAACAGAAACAGUCAGGUAAAAACAGUCAGGUAACAAAAACAGUCAGGUAACAGAAACUCCAUCAUGUGUUUUAUUCAUCUUUCUGUGUCCCUCUGUUGUCUCUCUCUGUUGUCUCUCUCUCUCUCUCUCUUUUGUCUGAACUGAAUAUUUCAUUCAUCUCUUUGCGCUGCUGUCCACCUUCACUGUGUCCAGAAAACAGGAAGUAAGACAGACGUGGUCGCUCUGUGUGGAGCUGUGAUCAUGUGGACGUCAGAGAAGUCCAGCAAGAAAAACGUCUUUCAGGUAAAAAUGAGACGAGAGUUUACGGCGUCAUUAAAGGGUUAACGGUUUUCACUGACCUCAGAUUUACUCACUGACAUAUGAAUGUUACUCAUGUUUACUGAAGUAUUUAUUAUUAUUAUUUAUGUUUACUGCAGUAUUUAUUAUUAUUAUUUAUGUUUUACUGCAGUAUUGGAUGUAUUGUUUGUUUUACUGCAGUAUUUAUUAUUAUUUAUGUUUUACUGCAGUAUUGGAUGUAUUGUUUGUUUUACUGCAGUAUUUAUUAUUAUUAUUUGUUUUACUGCAGUAUUUAUUAUUAUUAUUUAUGUUUUACUGCAGUAUUUAUUAUUAUUAUUCAUGUUUUACUGCAGUAUUUGUUAUUAUUUUUCAUGUUUUACUGCAGUAUUUAUUAUUAUUUAUGUUUUACUGCAGUAUUUAUUAUUAUUAUUUAUGUUUUACUGCAGUAUUUGUUAUUAUUUUUCAUGUUUUACUGCAGUAUUUAUUAUUAUUUAUGUUUUACUGCAGUAUUUGUUGUAUUUUUACUGCUUUAGUCGUUUUGUUCUGACCGUCAUGUUCAUAAAGUUUCACUGAAUUGAAUCGUGAUGAAAAUCGUGUUUUCACGAUGUUGUCGUCCUUCUCGCUGUUUCUGACGUUUUUUAAAUCUGAAUCCUGAUCAGAUCACCACAAACACAGGAAGUGAGUACCUUCUCCAGACCGACAGUUACUCCACCGCCGUUCAGUGGUUCGACGCCAUCAGGAGGAGCGUGGACGCUUCGGUGAGACGCUCUUUAUCCGAUAAUCGGAUUUUUUUAACCUUGAAAAAUAAAAAAACGUUUAUUUGAAAUGAAACCGACUUUUGUUCAGACCAGAGCAGACGGAGGGUUUCCUCUGCGCAGAUCCAACAGCUCAGAUUACCUGCCCAGACACAGCUCCUUACCUGGACAUGGCUCCGCCCCCUCCAGCAGCAAGCAGCCCAACGCCGCGCACAGACGCUCCAUCAGUGAGUGACGCAGGCCGACCAACACAAUCACAACAAUAAUGAUAAUUAUCAUUAUUACUAAAUUAUUGAUCAUUAGUUCAAUACUGGGCAGCUAAAGGAAACGGGUCACAUGACUGACUGCCAUGAAUCCGCCCAGUGACGGGUCAAAGGUGAUGGGGGGACGUUGGACUCGUGUCUGACAGCGUCAUGACGGGAGUGUGUCGAGAAGUGACGAAAAUAAAAGUUCGUCUGUUUCUUGAUGUUUCCUGCAGACAUGUUCGGCAGCUCCAAACUCAAGCACAGCACGUCGGACAGCGCCGACAAAAACGGCGUGAAGAGCCGCCUGAAAAAGUUCAUCAUCAGACGCCCGUCCAUGAAGACGCUGCAGGAAAAAGGCCUCAUCAAAGGUUCCUGCUGGUCCUUUCAAAAUAAAACUACAGUUACUCUCUUUACUGUCGUCUUAAUAAAGAGUCACAGAUAAACACCGAUGUGUGACGUUUUCAAUAAUCGAUCAAUCAAACUGAUCAAACCUGAAAAUCUCCUCAGAUCGAGUUUUCGGCUGUCAGCUGUCCACGCUCUGCCAACGGGAGGGAAACAGCGUGCCCAGGUUCGUCCAGAUCUGCGUGGACGCCGUGGACAAGAGAGGUACGACCUGAGCCAGUCAAUCAAUCAAUCAAUUAAUCAAUCAAGUGAUUAUGAAAUUGUAAUUGGAUGUGUGUUUGGGGGGCGGAGUCUGUAUUUUUUCUGACGUUUGUGUGUUUCUCGGGGGCGGGGUCUGUGUUGGUUCAGGUCUGGAGGUGGACGGGAUCUACAGGGUCAGCGGGAAUCUGGCUGUGAUCCAGAAACUUCGCUUCAUGGUGGAUCAGGGUGGGUUCACAGAAACUGAUCACCUGAUCCAUCAGCUGAUACACCUGGUCCUGAUGAGGAGGGUCACACCUGUGUCAGUCCUUCACAGACCUUGGUGACCAGGAAGUGGAAAAAACCCUCAUCACUAAAGUCCGACUGAGUCCUGUUUUUAUUGAUCCAGGGUUCGAUGAUCUUCUCCUGAAUGACUGAGACUCAGUGAUGAGCAGCUGAGGCUGUGAUCAUGUGAUCGUCUGUUUGAAUAAUUAUCUUUAUUUUACCGUCUAAACGGUGAAAAACAAGCAGAGGACUCGAACCCCCGAUCUCAGCACAGAUUAACCCAUGAGUCGUACCGUCACAGAUCUACAGCCGAGUCUCAACGGACUUUAGUCUGAAAGUCGGGACAAAUUUCCCCGAAAGAAAGCGAUUCAGAAAUCACAUCAGACUGUAAACAGCUGAAAGAAACAGCCUCUGAACACGGACCUCAAACAGGCCGAGUGGACCCUCUUUAACACUGAGGAUGCAGCAUCUAGGAUUUCUGGAUCUUUGUUGAAAGAACAACUGGACUUACUUGAGACUCACGUAAGUCCAGUUGUUCUUUCCAAAAGAGUUUUAGAUUUUGAUCCAUCAGACCUCAGGACAGUUCAGGGACACGUGAUAUCACUCCGUGUUUCAGGAGGAUCGUAUUUCACACCAUGCAAACGGGCGGAGACGAACAAGUGAAAGGUUUUUAGACGUCAUUUCACCUCGAUGACACCAUGGAUGAGGAGAUGCUGAUUCUAGAAGUCUAGAAGUAGAUUUCCUCCUCUGGAAGGACACAAUCUACUGCUUAUAUGUCUAUGUGUCUGUCGUUAUAGAGACAACUCGUUAUCGUGAGAUUGAACGUAAAUCUGCGGGUUCUUGGGAGUUCUCUUGAUUCCUGCUGUCUUUAAUCCGCCACAAAAUUCGCCUCACAAACAGAUCGUAGGAAUUGGUGGACGGCUAAAAUCGCUAUUGUUCCGGCUGGCUCCUGGCUGGCUCGCCACUUAUAUAGAAGAUUUCAUAGAUGCAAAGGUGCGUGCGAACGGGCGGAGACGAACAAGUGAAAGGCACAAACGGAUCUGGUAGGAAUUGGCGGUCUGUGAAAAUUGGAGCCGUUCUGGAUGUGGUGGAAAUCCCGGGUUCUCCUUGUCCUGACCUGCGCUCAGACUCUCUAUAUCACCUGUUUCUAUGAUUUAAUGACUCACCUGUGUACGUCUGUCCCCCCAGAGGAGCACCUGGACCUGGAUCACAGUCAGUGGGAGGACAUCCACGUGGUCACCGGAGCCCUCAAGAUGUUUUUCCGUGAGCUUCCUGAGCCGCUGUUCCCCUUCAGGUUCUUCCAGCCGUUCGUGGACGCCAUCAGUGAGUCCGACUGUUUACAAAAACAAAAACCUCGAAUUACAGGACACCAUCACCUUCAGUGAGGAGCUACACCUGAGCUACACCCAGGCAGUUCAGUCAGGAUACUGACCUGCAUUAGGCGAGGGCUGAGGAGGUGAGGCAGGCAGACCAUCAGCAAAGACCGUGAGGUUCAGAGCAGCAUCAGUGAGCGUCCAUCUGACCCGAGUAAAGCCGAGUCAGCAUGAAGAAAAGGUGGAGCAGAGGUGGAGCAGAGGUGGAGCAGGGAGAGCAUCAGCUAAGGGGUUUACUGAGGACAGGCUGAAGAAUAGAAACCAGAACAUCUAGACUUUACUCUGAACUCAGACACACAUUUAAGACACGAUGGUAUGACCGACAUGAACUCUGACUUUAACAGUUUCACACGUUUGUUUGUUUCCCUGAAAAUCUUUUUACUCCAGAAAUCAAAGAGUCCAAACAGAAAGUUCAGGCUGUGAAGAAACUGAUCCUGGAGCUGCCCAAACCCAACAAGGACACUAUGAAGCUGCUCUUCAGUCACCUGCACAGGUAACACCCACCUUCACCGUCUGACCCACCUUCAGCGUCUGAACCACCUUCAGCGUCUGAACCACCUUCACCGUCUGAACCACCUUCAGCGUCUGAACCACCUUCACCGUUUAUCAAAUUUGAACAUGAACUCAUUUUGACCUGAAGUGUCUUAGCUGAGGUCUUAUCGUCUCUUUUCCCGUCUCCUCUGGUCUUCAGGGUUUUGGCGUUUUCCAGGAAGAACCUCAUGUCCACUCAGGGUAUCGGCAUCGUCUUCGGCCCGACGCUGAUGUGGGCGGAGCAGGAUGCAGGAAACAUGGCCGUCAACAUGGUCUACCAGAACCAGAUCAUCGAGUUCAUCCUGACAGAGAGCCAGGAAAUCUUCAACCUGUGAUCACCUGCUGGACUCGUCCUCACAGGGUCAAACUAGCCCUCUAAACACGUUCUCCUUCCUCACCUGGUGACUCCAUGAACACCUGCUGUGAGCCGCACUGUAAAAAACAAACUGAAGCUUUAUGAUGUAAUAAAGUCUGAAGAACGUUCACAAUCGUUUCAGUCACGACAAACGUCCAGAUCUCUUUCUGUCUCACAGAUCCUGAUCAGGCCUUCAGACCGGAUCAGGAUCUGCUCAGUCCUCGGCCUGUCUGCUGUGUCCGAUCAGACAUAGAUGUCCCUCUGCCUCCAAUCAAACAUAGAUGUCCCUCUACCUCUGAUCAAACAUAGAUGUCCCUCUACCUCCGAUCAGACAUAGAUGUCCCUCUGCCUCUGAUCAAACAUAGAUGUCCCUCUGCCUCUGGACAGACAUAGAUGUCCCUCUGCUGCCAAUCAAACAUAGAUGUCCCUCUGCCUCCGGACAGACAUAGAUGUCCCUCUACCUCUGAUCAGACAUAGAUGUCCCUCUACCUCUGAUCAAACAUAGAUGUCCCUCUACCUCCGAUCAAACAUAGAUGUCCCUCUACCGCUGAUCAAACAUAGAUGUCCCUCUGCCUCUGAUCAAACAUAGAUGUCCCUCUGCCUCCGAUCAAACAUAGAUGUCCCUCUGUCUCCGAUCAAACAUAGAUGUCCCUCUGCCUCCGGACAGACAUAGAUGUCCCUCUGCCUCUGAUCAAACAUAGAUGUCCCUCUGCCUCCGAUCAAACAUAGAUGUCCCUCUACCUCUGAUCAAACAUAGAUGUCCCUCUACCUCCGAUCAGACAUAGAUGUCCCUCUGCCUCUGAUCAAACAUAGAUGUCCCUCUACCUCUGAUCAAACAUAGAUGUCCCUCUACCUCCGAUCAGACAUAGAUGUCCCUCUGCCUCUGAUCAAACAUAGAUGUCCCUCUGCCUCCGGACAGACAUAGAUGUCCCUCUACCUCUGAUCAGACAUAGAUGUCCCUCUGCCUCUGAUCAAACAUAGAUGUCCCUCUACCUCCGAUCAAACAUAGAUGUCCCUCUACCGCUGAUCAAACAUAGAUGUCCCUCUGCCUCUGAUCAAACAUAGAUGUCCCUCUGCCUCCGAUCAAACAUAGAUGUCCCUCUGUCUCCGAUCAAACAUAGAUGUCCCUCUGCCUCCGGACAGACAUAGAUGUCCCUCUGCCUCUGAUCAAACAUAGAUGUCCCUCUGCCUCCGAUCAAACAUAGAUGUCCCUCUGUCUCCGAUCAAACAUAGAUGUCCCUCUGCCUCCGGACAGACAUAGAUGUCCCUCUGCCUCCGAUCAAACAUAGAUGUCCCUCUGUCGUGUGUCCUGGUCAAGGAGGCAGGGGGUCAGCUGAUAAGGUCACCCUGUCACCUGCAUGAUGUUGU
Molecule: messenger RNA, 10516 nt
Organism: Xyrichtys novacula (pearly razorfish)
Lineage: Eukaryota; Metazoa; Chordata; Actinopteri; Labriformes; Labridae
Source: the annotation of a GenBank genome assembly